Messenger RNA from Acytostelium subglobosum LB1, 1086 nucleotides. RefSeq lists its product as hypothetical. The transcript is spliced from 2 exons. Bases 1 to 1086 code for a protein of 361 amino acids. NCBI's taxonomy places the organism in Eukaryota, Evosea, Eumycetozoa, Acytosteliales, Acytosteliaceae. The record is from RefSeq and is a predicted model, not a curated record.
AUGAUCACAUUUAUUGUGGACUCCACUGUUGAUCCCAAGCCAUACAAGUCAUUAUCAUCAUCAACGUUCAAGUAUUCAUCACUCAUCCCUGAUGGUGAUGAGCAGUUGGACUUUAAUCAAAGAUUUCUACGACAUUUCAAAGGCAUUGAUGUUGUUGAGCCAACAGUGAUCAAGUCCAGCCUUAGCGUGGACCCAACAUCAAUCCAAAGAAUUGGAAACAACUCAUUCAUUCGAUCAGCUUUGUUGGCAUAUAGUCAACAUCUUCAUCUUGUGGUUCGACCCGAUGAUGUGUGGCUUGCGCUGAUCACUCAGUUCUCAUUCUACGUCAAUGCCAACUCAGAGAUGUUGAGAUCAAUGUUUGUAUCAUUCGACGACAAGAGCGAACUAAUAGUUCGUACAUAUGGCACACUCUUCACUGCACCCUUUGAUGAUGUGGCCAAUCAGUUCGCUCAACAGAUUGCUGGGAAUAUCAAGGAUCCAUCGAUAAGAGAAUGGGUGUUACCAGACUUCACAACGACGACCAACAAUGAUCGUGUUGUUGGUGCAUUCGCAUUGAUGUCCACAUUGAAAUCAUACUUUGAUUACAAAAUGAAGACUGAAUGUGGACUGCCCAAAGUGACCAUGAUGGGCACUGUGGACGACUGGAAACAAGUUCGUCAGCGUGCUGAACGAUUGAUCGAGUUCGAUCUCAAGGACAAGUUGAUGUCCAAGUGGCUAGAUAUGCUACUUCCUGUGUUGGACAACUUGGUUAUGUCAGCCGAGGGCAAGGCUGACACUGGUGAAUGGAUUGGUGACGAAAGGAGUUGGAGAGAAACAGUCUUUGAAUUACAUGGAAAAGAGAAGAACUCAUAUACAUACAAGAAUAUAUUUCAUCCAACACCAUGGCCAGUGAUGGACAUUGGAGAUAUUGCCAGAGGAUAUAUAUCAUGUCCACUCAAGGUCAUUGAUGGUGGCAAGGAGUACCAAACAGACAUCUAUGCAGGUCACAUCAUAUCUAAAUUCACGGAUGGCGACACAACAAUCACUCCACAACUUGAUUGGUGUAUCUUAUUGAAGUCACAAGAGGACAGUACCAAUACUAAUUGA